Molecule: messenger RNA, 1615 nt
Organism: Fusarium oxysporum Fo47
Lineage: Eukaryota; Fungi; Ascomycota; Sordariomycetes; Hypocreales; Nectriaceae
Exons: 5
Coding region: 108-1490 (460 amino acids)
Source: RefSeq, a predicted model, not a curated record
CAUCAUCAUCAUCAUCAUCAACAUAUAAGCUACAGCAAGACAAACACCAAUCAACAAUUACCCCUGAAUUCCAUACACUUAUAACUCACAACUUCAAAUUAAACAAGAUGGAGAAAGCAAAGCAGGCCGUUUCUAGCUUCCUUUCCAACGAUGGAAAGCACAGAACCACUGUCGACGAAGAUGUUAAGCCCCACGUUACUCAGGAGCAUGUCAUGCCCCAUAAACAUGAACAAGUUACAACAGCCCUCGACAAGGAGGUUCACCAAGAGCACCAUCAUACAACUGUCCAGCCUAUUACCCACAAGGAGACUCUUCCCGAGCAGCACCACCACAACCUCGUUCCAGUAGAGCACAAGACUUUUCACCACGGCAAUGAGCAAGACACUCGAGCUACACUCGACCGAGAAGCUGCUAAAUAUAGAGACACCACUGAGACCCACAGUACCACUCACUCCACCGAGACUGCUCCUGUUCUCACCGGCGAAAGAAUUCAUCACCACGUCCAUGAGCAUGUGCAGCCUGUAAUUAAUAAAGAAACUGUGCAGCCACAUGUUGUUCACACAACAAUCCCUAUACAUGAAACUCACCACGCCGCCCCGGUACAUCACGGAACUUCUACUCUACCUACUAAGACUCUGGAAGAGUUUACUCAGGAGCGCGGUGGUCUCAAGGAGCGAGCAGCUCAGAAGCUUACUGAGUUCGAGGGAUGCCCUAAGCCAUACCGACGAGAGCUUCAGGGCGAACAACUGGAAGGUGACAAAUCGAUGCACCUUCACGGUCAUGGUGACAACUACGGUGAAAACCAGGCCUUCGCUGGUCGAGAGGGCCAGAUGGGACGCAACACUGAAGGUCUGGCCGCUGGUGCCGCAGCUGGCGCCGGGGCUGCUGCAGCUACUCGCAAGCACCGACACGGUAUUGGCCACAAGGAACGCCGUGGAUCUGCCUCUAGCAGCAGCUCUAUAAGCUCUAGUGACGAGGAGUCUCGCGGUUUGGGCAAGUCUUCCAAGACCAAGAACCGUGGCCUUGGUAGCUCAACUGGAACUGGCGUCGGAGCUGGAGCCGCAGCCGCCGCGGCUGGCGCCGCUCACUCUCAUCAUCAGAGCCGUGAAGGUGCUGCAGCUGCUCCAUCCAUGCUUGAAGGUAAUCGAGGCAUUGGCAGCAACACUGGUUUUCAGUCCGGUUCUGGUAUUCCCGGAACUGCUGGUGCUGGAUCCGGCGUAGAGUCUAUGGGCAGCACUGGUAACAUGAGCUCCUUUGGCUCUAGUAACCGUGGUAUUGGAAACCCUAACACUGCUGGUCUCAACAAGCCCCACACCAGCGAGUACGACCAGGUCAAGACUGGAGGUCUUCAUAACGACCCCUUGAACAGUCAACAUGCUCGUGGUGACUCUGGAGUUGGUAUGCAGACUGGCAAGAAGCCUUCCCUGAUCGACCGUCUCAACCCCAUGAAGGAUGCUGACGGUGAUGGUAAGAAGGGACUCUUGGACUAAAGUCUUUGCUGAAUGUUAGGGUAAUGGUGAAAACCAAUUGUACAAUUAGUGAUACAUGAUUAGUUAUGCAUGACGUACGCAAGUUUAGCUUAGUUGUUCUGUAUUUACCAUGGUUUCACAAGCUC